Molecule: messenger RNA, 1326 nt
Organism: Lineus longissimus
Lineage: Eukaryota; Metazoa; Nemertea; Pilidiophora; Heteronemertea; Lineidae
Product: cerebral peptide 1-like
Exons: 4
Coding region: 131-484 (117 amino acids)
Source: RefSeq, a predicted model, not a curated record
GACACCACAGCGCGCAUGCGUGUUGGGAGGGGGUCCUAGGAUUUAAAAGCGGGGAAUCCUGAACUUGGAAGAGAACACGCCGAGAACUUUACAUAGCAGGACGCUGGAUUUGACGGGAAACUAAAGAAACAUGAAGCUCUACAUCGCCAUUACCCUAGUCUGUCUCUUGGUAUUCGAGAUCUUCGCCAGCGCCGCCGCGGCCGAAACGGCAGACCAAGACAUGGACAAACGGGCGCCAGGCUGGGGGAAGAGAGGCUGGGGAAAGCGCGACGAUGACUCAGAAGGCGCCUUAGAUGAUUACCUCAAGCGCGGUUGGGGCAAGCGAGGCUGGGGCAAGCGCGGCUGGGGCAAACGAGGUUGGGGCAAGAGAGACAUCGACGGCGCACCAUGUGAAGACUUAAACCAGGGCGUGAUUUACUAUAUUUACAAAGCAGUUGAGGCCGAGGCCCAAAGAAUUAACGCAUGCGCCAGCACAGAUAACUAAGCAACUGAGAGAAGUGAUAGAGUUACGAUAUUUAAAAAGGUAGAUAUGAGUGAUCGCACAAUCCCCCACCACGAAAAUGUAAAUAGGCUGAUCCGAAUCUUCAAGAAGGUCAAGAAACCCAGAAGGAUAGACAAGAAACCGUAAAAUCUGUUACGGAAUCUGACCCCAUGUAGCUCAUCAAGAACUCGAAAGUACGCCAAUCGUCGUCCAAAAAUAUUCAUAUUGUAAAUAUCCUCGAACUUUUAACCAACAAAGUGCGAAUGUUCAUUUACCUAGAGUUGUCAACCUAUCCUGUGUGAAGAUUUAUUUACCCCGGACUUGAACCAAUCCUGUACCUAUAUUUAUUUACUCUGAACUUAACAGUCGUCUGCCUUAAUGUUUUGACAUUGAAUUGAUUGGAUGAAGAAAAGUAUUAAAUCUGCAUGAAGAAUUUCUUUCCCGAACGCUUGAUGUAUUUGUUUGUCUGUUUGAUAACAUUUCGCGCUUUUUCAAACAAGAUGGGCCGCAUUGUUUAAUGUUUAAGAGAGGUGUCUUCAGGCUUUUGGGCAGCUGAGGUUGGUGGGAACACAAAUUGCUGCUACCUGACUGCAAGGGAAACAUUCUGGAACGAAAUUCUUCAUGAAACGCACGAUUUUUCAGUUCAUACUGGGCACAAUAUCAUUCAACAAUUCGUGAUUUACAUACUUCAUGUCAAGGCUAUAUUAGGACAAACGAUUAUCUUUAUUCGGUAAAAUCCGAGGCUGUUUUACUUGUCACGUGACACGCGCAUCCCAUCCAUUUCUGUUAUCUUUGAAAUAUGACAUUGUGGUCAUCCAAAUAAAAUUUUUAUUUUGUCUUCAAAA